This is a messenger RNA of Cyclocybe aegerita, 1527 nucleotides long. Lineage: Eukaryota; Fungi; Basidiomycota; Agaricomycetes; Agaricales; Hemipholiotaceae. The record is from the annotation of a GenBank genome assembly.
AUGUCGUUGACGACGGACGGGAAGAGAUUCAGCCAUGGUCCUCCAACACGACAGAUCGGGGUCGUUUCUGCAGUGUUCAUCAUAUUCAAUCGAAUAAUUGGGACUGGGAUAUUCGCUACUCCAAGCACCAUCCUGGGCCUCAGCGGAAGUGUAGGGCUCUCAUUGCUGAUGUGGAUUGUUGGUGCUGCGAUCGCCGCCGCAGGUAUGCAAGUCUACAUAAUCUGGGGAACCGCUCUACCACAUAACGGAGGGGAGAAGAAUUACCUCGAGCACCUAUUUCCAAGGCCCAGACGGCUAAUCACGUCGAUCUAUGCAGCAAACGCUGUCCUCCUUGCCUAUGCAGCAGGCAACUCAUUGGUAUUCGCCGAAUAUACGCUCGCCUCCGUUAUGCCGUCAAAAUCGUUUGAGGAUUCGACAUCCCUGCUCUCGCCUGUCCGACUAGUGGCCUUCUUUUGCCUAACCGGUGCACUACUCCUUCAUGGGCUACACGUAUCCGCUGGUCUUCGACUUCAGAACGCUCUCGGCUUUCUCAAGAUCGGCAUUUUGGUCAUCGUCGUCGCGGCAGGGUUCAUCGCAUUGGGCGGGAAUCUGGAAACCGGAGUUCCGUGGCUAGGCAACUUCGAUAGUUGGGAGAAGGUGUGGGAGGGGACGAGGACGAGUGGGAGUGUUUUGUGUUCGUGUCUGUACAACGUUAUCUGGUCUUACGUUGGCUUCAGCAAUGCCAACUAUGCUCUUUCGGAGAUGCACAACCCAGCACGGACGCUCCGCAUCGCAGGCCCACUCGCCAUCGUCACUGUAACGAUCUUCUACCUCUUCUACCUGCUCUGCAACUUCGCCUACUUCGCCGCUGCAUCGAAAAAGGAAAUUACGGGCUCAGGCAGGCUAGUUGCUGCGCUGUUAUUCAGGAACGUCUGGGGCGAGCGGACGGAGCGCAUUCUCAAUUCCUUUGUCGCACUCUCGGCUUUGGGCAACGUGCUUUCGGUGUCGUUCUCUCAAGGCCGAGUGAACCAGGCUCUCGCCAAAGAGGACAUUCUCCCAUUCAGCAAGUUCUGGUCGUCUAACUGGCCCGCGAGUGCUCCUCUGGCAGGUCUUGGUCUUCAUUGGGUUGCCUGUAACAUCGUCAUCUUCUCUCUACCUGCAGGCGACGCAUACAACUUCGUCAUCAAUGUCAUCUCGUACCCACUCGCCGUCAUAAACGCCACGAUCUCCUUCGGGCUCAUCUACCUCGCUCUCCGUGGCUCGCCAAAUAUCAAACAAACCGAACAACCAUCGAGCUCAACACCUCUCCUCUCCUCGUCCCUCAACGAAUCGCAGCUGGAAUUCUCUCCGAAAGCCUCCCUCAUCUACCCAGCUCUCCUCUUCGGGCUAAUGAACGUCUUCUUGUUCGUUGUCCCGCUGACGAAGCCACCCCCUGGCGUUAAAUUCUAUGAGCAUCUUCCGUAUUGGACGCACGCUGCAGGGGGAUGGGGUAUUUUUGUCCUGGGGGCGUUGUGGUGGGUCUACCAUGACAGAUAUCGACGCCGUUGA